This is a messenger RNA of Saimiri boliviensis boliviensis (Bolivian squirrel monkey), 1778 nucleotides long. RefSeq names its product carboxypeptidase N subunit 1 (gene CPN1). Lineage: Eukaryota; Metazoa; Chordata; Mammalia; Primates; Cebidae. Gene Ontology annotation, biological process: protein processing; peptide metabolic process. The record is from RefSeq and is a predicted model, not a curated record. Gene Ontology annotation, molecular function: metallocarboxypeptidase activity; zinc ion binding.
AGUGAAACUACCCAUCUAGGCAAGUGCAAAAAACCUUUCAAAAGGCUUUUCUGGAUUUGGAAAGGGAAGGGAGAGUGAGGGAGAAGAGAUGAGAGGCUACUCCAGAGCGGCAUAAAGAAUUUCCAGCCUUGGACGGACAGUUGGGAACGACUUCCAGGGGCUGGCGUUUACAGGCGAGGCGGGAAGCCCCUCAGGCCUUGGAUUUUGGCGGGUGAAGGGGCCAGGUUGCUGCCGGAGGUGGGGCGCGUUUCAGUGGCUCUCUUUCAAAAAGCCCAGCAAGAUGCCAGACCUGCUCUCAGUCUUUCUCCACCUCCUCCUUCUAUUUAAGCUGGUUGCCCCGGUGACCUUCCGCCACCACCGCUAUGAUGAUCUUGUGCGGACACUGUACAAGGUGCAAAACGAAUGCCCCAGCGUCACGCGGGUCUACAGCAUUGGGCGCAGCGUGGAGGGGAGACACCUAUACGUGCUGGAGUUCAGCGACCACCCUGGAAUCCACGAGCCCUUGGAGCCGGAGGUCAAGUAUGUGGCAAACAUGCACGGCAACGAAGCGCUGGGCCGCGAGCUGAUGCUGCAGCUGUCGGAGUUCCUGUGCGAGGAGUUCCGGAACAGGAACCAGCGCGUCGUCCGGCUCAUCCAGGACACGCGCAUUCACAUCCUGCCAUCCAUGAACCCCGACGGCUAUGAGGUGGCUGCCGCUCAGGGCCCAAACAAGCUUGGGUAUCUAGUUGGCAGGAACAAUGCAAACGGAGUGGAUCUGAACCGCAACUUCCCUGAUCUCAACACUUACAUCUACUACAAUGAAAAGUCCGGAGGCCCCAACCACCACCUGCCCCUUCCAGACAACUGGAAAAGUCAGGUGGAACCCGAGACCCGGGCGGUGAUCCGGUGGAUGCACUCCUUCAACUUUGUGCUUUCAGCCAAUCUCCACGGAGGGGCGGUGGUGGCCAAUUACCCAUACGACAGGUCCUUCCAGCACCCGGUCCGAGGGGUCCGCCGCCCCGCCAACACCCCCACGCCCGACGACAAGCUUUUCCAGAAGCUGGCCAAGGUCUACUCCUAUGCACACGGAUGGAUGUACCAAGGUUGGAACUGUGGGGAUUACUUCCCAGAUGGCAUCAUCAAUGGGGCUUCCUGGUAUUCUCUCAGCAAGGGAAUGCAAGACUUUAAUUAUCUCCAUACCAACUGCUUUGAUAUCACGCUGGAACUGAGUUGCAACAAGUUUCCCCCCCAAGAAGAGUUACAACGGGAGUGGCUGGGUAAUCGGGAAGCCCUAAUCCAGUUCCUGGAAGAGGUUCACCAGGGCAUCAAGGGAAUGGUGCUUGACGAGAAUCAUAAUAAUCUUGCUAAUGCUGUCAUUUCUGUCAGUGGGAUUAACCAUGAUGUCACUUCAGGUGACCAUGGUGAUUACUUCCGGCUGCUGCUUCCAGGUACCUACACUGUCACUGCCAAAGCACCUGGGUUUGACCCACAGACAGAGACUGUGACCGUGGGUCCUGCAGAACCAACAUUGGUUAACUUCUACCUCAAAAGAAGCAUCCCUCAAGUGAGCUCUGUGGGGAGAGCUCCCAGCAGAAGGCAUGGAGCUGGAGCCAAAGUGCAGCCCCAGGCAGCCAGAAAGAAAGAAAUGGAGAUGAGGCAGCUCCGGAGAGGCCCUGCCUGAAACCCAGAGUGCCGGGAAACCCUUCAGAAAGGCUUUGCUCCUGCUCUUAGGUCACAUGAAGCAUUCUUCCUAUUUUAUUAUCUGGGACAUAUUUAAAUACAAACAUAUUCAGAGCAAU